This is a messenger RNA of Knipowitschia caucasica, 273 nucleotides long. NCBI's taxonomy places the organism in Eukaryota, Metazoa, Chordata, Actinopteri, Gobiiformes, Gobiidae. The record is from the annotation of a GenBank genome assembly.
AUGGGGUUUUGUUUGUUAAGGGGGGGUUGGAGGGGUUGGGGGGGGUUGCGUGUGUGGAGGGUAUGGGGAAGGGAGUAUGUGAUGGGGGACGGACAGGAGGUUGUGGUGGAUAGGGGGGUAUACUCACAUGAUGAGGUGGAAUUGGUGGUGGGGGGUGAUGGGUGGUGGGGGGGGUGGUGGGGGGGGUGGUGGGGGGGUGUAUGGGGGAUGGGGGGGGGGGUGGGGGGUAUGGGGGUGUGGGGGGGGGGGGUGAUGGGGUUGUGGGUGGGGUGA